This is a messenger RNA of Vicia villosa (hairy vetch), 1091 nucleotides long. Its product is annotated as SPX domain-containing protein 2-like. The coding region runs from base 137 to 922 and encodes 261 amino acids. Gene Ontology annotation, biological process: cellular response to phosphate starvation. The record is from RefSeq and is a predicted model, not a curated record. Lineage: Eukaryota; Viridiplantae; Streptophyta; Magnoliopsida; Fabales; Fabaceae. The transcript has 3 exons.
AACCCAAAAUAUACUCUUCUAUUUAACGAAUAUUCCCACAAUAUUCCCACCGAAUAUUCUAUCCCUUACCGUUAUUAUAUCUCCAAUUAACAACACCAAUCAAAUUCAAUUCAAUUCAAUUCAAUCCAUCUAAACCAUGAAAUUCGGAAAGAGUCUCAACAACCAGAUCGAGAAAACCGUUCCUCAAUGGCGUGACAAGUUUCUCUCUUACAAGCUACUCAAGAAGAAAUUGAAGCUCGUUCCAAUAAUAGCCGAUGAACGCCCUACCAAAAGAGCUAGGAUCGACGAUAGGGAAAUGUCAAAUGAAGAAACUGAUUUCAGAAACUCCCUUGAAAAUGAACUCCACAAAUUCAAUAGUUUCUUUGUUGAGAAAGAGGAAGAGUGCAUUAUAAGAUUCAAGGAGUUACAAGAUUGUGUGGCGAAAGGAAAGGGUUCGAAUGAACAAAUGAUGCAGAUUCACAAGGAUAUUGUAGAUUUUCAUGGAGAAAUGGUUUUACUUGAAAAUUACAGUGCCCUUAAUUACACAGGACUAGUGAAAAUACUAAAGAAGUAUGACAAGAGAACGGGAGCUCUGAUUCGGUUGCCAUUCAUUCAGAAGGUUUUGCAAGAACCAUUCUUUACCACUGAUCUGCUCUACAAGCUUAUAAAAGAAUGUGAAACAAUGUUGGAUGGCCUUUUCCCCUUCGGCGAAUCAGCAGAAAGGGGUGAUGUUUGUUCUAAUUCGACGAGUUUGACGAACUUGGAUCAUUUUAUGCCAGAGGAGAUAGCUGAAAUGCAGAGCCUCUAUUUGAAGAGUACAAUAUCUGCUUUGAAUGUUUUGCAGGAAAUCAGAAGUGGUAGCUCCACAGUUAGCAUGUUUUCUUUGCCACCGUUGGAACAAACUUUGAACAACAUUUCUGUUUUGGAACAAACAGCCAAGUAAUCUCAAGUAGGAGAUGAGAUUUUAGGCUAGCCUAGUGUGAUGAGUGAUUUUUUUUUUAUAAUUUUUUUCUGUCUAAAAUCUAACACCUUCUGUGUCAUAGCAUACCUCAGAUAGUUACGAAUUAGAUUUAUGAUGCUGAAUUACUGAAUAUAUUGAAAUCAUAGAAUUA